GUGUGUGUGUGUGUGUGUGUGUGUGUGUGUGUGUGUGUGUGUUGGUAUAUGUGGUUUGGAAGGACAUUGUACCUGACAUUUCACCUGGGCUCCGCGGACCUAGUGGGAUUAGGCGGACUAUGCCAAGGUCCGCCUAAUUCAAAGAGUGUAUAAGCAUUUGUUAGUGUCUAACUAACAUAUAUUCUCAUUUUCUUUGAAAGUCCUUUUUUACCACUUGACCUGAUUUUGAGUGUAUCCCAGUGUAUAGCACAGCGGACCCCAUCGGUGGGUCGUAGAUUGCAGUUUCUUACACAUUUCUGAUACACAAGUGCAAUUUGCGCGCGCUGUGUUGUGAUUGGGUGGUUGACCUAUGUGGGCGGGGCAUACAGCCAGACGAGUCGACGCUACUCCUGACCACGUUUCGGCUGUCGCCUUUUAAAAAUUAAAUGUACCUGGAGAACAACAACAUGGCGUAACUGAUGAAGCCUACUGGGACAGCGCUGUACACGACGCAAAACAUGCAGAGGAGAAGACGUGUUAACCCAAAGGAAGAUGCAACAUUUUAUAUUACUGCUGGAAGGGACAAAGUGGCACUUGACAUCAAAUACAUCAAUGCCAUCAAAGGUCGUGGUAUCUUCACCUCUGCUCCAUUUGAAAAAGGAGACUUUCUGGUGGAAUACAGAGGUGAACUGAUAACCAAGCAAGAAUGUGAGAGGAGACAGAGAGUCUACCAUGACCACCUCAAAGUCUUUAUGUUUGAGUUCCAUUUCAAUGGAAAACUGUGGUGUGUUGAUGCAUCGACUGAGGAUGGGUCAUUUGGAAGAGUGGUAAAUGAUGACCAUUUAAACCCUAAUGCCAGGAUGAAGUACUUUACCGUAAAAGGGAAGCCCCAUCUGUGCUUAUUUGCAGUAAGAGACAUAGGUCCAGGAGAGGAGAUCACCUACAAUUAUGGUGACUCAAACUGGCCAUGGAGAUGCAAGAAUCCUGGCAAGUCUUUGGAGACGAUAAAUGGUGAGGGACCACCCACAUCAAAGCCUUGUACAAGUGAAAAAGAUGUUGACGAGGACACGUCUCAGAGGGGUUGUGAAGCCACAAAUUGCCCUUCGUCAAGUGAAGAUGUUGAAGAGAUGAUGGCUGAGGGCAGCCCGAACAAGCUGGCUGCGAGUUCCAUGAAUCUGCCGAGUCCUCUUCUGGAUCCACUUGGCAAGGUUGAAAAGUUUGUUGACGAGGACACGUCUCAGAGGGGUUGUGAAGCCACAAAUUGCCCUUCGUCAAGUGAAGAUGUUGAAGAGAUGAUGGCUGAGGGCAGCCCGAACAAGCUGGCUGCGAUUUCCAUGAAUCUGCCAAGUCCAGUUCUGGAUCCACUUGGCAAGGUUGAAAAGUAUGUUGACGAGGACACGUCUCAGAGGGGUUGUGAAGCCACAAAUUGCCCUUCGUCAAGUGAAGAUGUUGAAGAGAUGAUGGCUGAGGGCAGCCCGAACUUGCUGGCUGCGAGUUCCAUGAAUCUGCCAAGUCCAGUUCUGGAUCCACUUGGCAAGGUUGAAAAGUAUGUUGACGAGGACACGUCUCAGAGGGGUUGUGAAGCCACAAAUUGCCCUUCGUCAAGUGAAGAUGUUGAAGAGAUGAUGGCUGAGGGCAGCCCGAACAAGCUGGCUGCGAUUUACUGGAAUCUGCCAAGUCCAGUUCUGGGUCCACUUGGCAAGAUUGAAAAGUUGACCACUGAGACUAACCAAAAUCAGCUCACGAGUCCAAAUGAGACUGAUACAGUUUUCAACAGUGAAAAGUGUUGCAAACAUCGCCUGGUGUGCACAACAGUCUCCUCUUUGGACAGAUGCGUUCAGUGUGUGGGACCAGUAUCUGCCUUCAAGUGGCUUGGCUAUCGCUGCAGAGUUUGUUCCGGGGUCUGGCAUAAAUCCUGCCUCAGACAAAUAACAACUGAUUACAUCCAAGACCCAUCACAGCAGCAAAAGUUCCCUAGGUCUUCUGGGGAUGAACUGCUUUCAGAUGAAGACGACCUUCCACAUUCAGAACUGAACCAAAUAUUGGAUGAUGAUGAUUACGUAUCCGAUAUGGACUACGUACCCAACUCAGACUCACACGAUGAUGACGAUGACUAUUCAGAUGCAAGCAUACACUUGAUGCCAAGACUGUUGAAAGCUACACAAAUUCAAGAGAAAGUGGUAAAACCCGAUGUUGGAACAUCUGAUGCCUCAGACACAAACAUCCUAGUUGUGCCCAGCACUUCAAAACAUCCACCUCUUGAAGAUCCCAUGGAAGUCGCAUCUGAUUCAGGAAAUUCCAUCAAAGACUCAUCAAGGGAUCCAGAGGGUAAAGGUGAACUUCAUGAACAAGACUUGCCACAUCUCAUUUUUAGUAAAAAAAAUUACUGUUACAUUUGUGGUAAGCCACAAAGCAAGAUCUCCCGCCAUUUGAGAACACACAAGACACAUGCUGAAGUUGUACGUGCAUUUUCCCUUCCAGAAGACUCAAAAGAGCGCAAGACAAUAUUAGAAAAAAUGAGGAAUAAGGGAAAUUUUCAACACAACACUGAAGUUUUACAAGGUGGAACAGGACCAGUCAAAGUGAAAAGGAAACCAAAAGCUAAAUCACAACCAGGAAAGUUCAUUCACUGUAUGCACUGUCAAGGGAUGUACAUUCGUAAGGAGCUUUGGAGACAUGUCCGCAGAUGCCCCUUUAAGCCAGAAAACCAAGAUUUGGAUAAAGAACCUGGGAGAACUAAAGUGCUGGCUUUGGCUGCAGCUCACGAGUCUGCAUUCUCUCAGCAGAUCUCAAGUGGAGUGUGGAAGCUCCUUGGUGUCAUGAAACAGGAUGAGAUUGCCUCCAUUGUGCGAAAUGACCUAUCUAUUAUUCAGUUUGCCCAGUCGCUCUACAACAAACACGGACAAGACCCUACAAAACAUGAGUACCUGCGACAGAAGCUGCGUGAAGUGGGGCGUUUGUUGUUAUGUCUGCGCACAGAUUUCUCAGUACAAAACUUAGAGGAAGCUGUUAAACCUGCUAACUUCCAGAGAGUUGUGCAAGCAGUAAAGAAAGUUGCAGGUUUUGAUGAAGAAAAAGCCUCAUACCUUACACCAAGCCUUGCGCUGAAACUGGGACAUGCACUACAGAAAAUCUGUGACAUUGUUCAUUGUAGGGCACUCAUGGCAGAAGAUCAAGAACUGAUCAGGUCCACUGAAAUAUUCAAGAAGUUGCAAAUGUCCAAGUGGUCUGAGUUGGUGUCUCAUAGAGCCCUGAACACACUGAGUGAUGCAAAAUACAACAAGCCAUCAACAUUGCCCUUCACAGAAGAUGUUCAGACCCUUCAUCGCUACCUUGACAAAUCUGCAGAAAGUUCAUUUUGCAACUUGAAGGAGACAGCUACCACUCAGAACUAUGCUCAACUUGCAAAAGUCACUCUUGCACAAAUCAUUGUGUUCAAUCGAAGACGUGCUGGGGAGGUUUCAAAAAUGCGUCUCAAAAGUUUUCAUGAAAGAGACAACACAAAGCUCCAUGACGAUGUGGCCAUGGGUUUGUCAAAGACUGAGAAGAGACUCUGCAACUAUUUUAGCCGAAUCGAAAUAAUGGGAAAAAGAGGCAGAAAGGUUGCAGUUCUGCUCACACCAAGAAUGGUUGAUGCCCUGUCACUUCUUGUCAGUAACAGAGCUGAAUGUGAUGUUUGUGCCACAAAUGUCUUCCUGUUUGCAAGACCCAAAUCAAUGAGCUACUACAGAGGACAGGACUGUUUACGUGUUCAUGCAAGUCAGUGUGGAGCAAAGCACCCUGAGUACCUUAGGUCAACACAUCUCAGGAAACAUGUUGCUACACUCUCGCAGGUCCUUAAUUUAAAAAACAAUGAACUUGAUCAGGUUGCAGAUUUCUUGGGUCACGACAUCCGUGUUCACCGCGAUUUCUACAGAUUACCAGUUCCCACAACUCAACUGGCCAAGAUUUCCAAACUGCUUUUGUCAAUGGAAAAAGGAGAUCUUUCCAGCAUGCAGGGGAGAUCACUGGAUGAGAUUGAAAUUGAAGAAAUCGCGGUAAGUGAUGCUGAGGCCAAGGACAGGGAAAGUGAGCCUGAGAGUGAUGAAGCAGGGUGUGGAACCAGCAAACCUGUGGAUGAUGCAGACUCAACAUUCACAGCUGCGGAAAUGGUGUCAGCGGUGUCAUCCACAGUAAUCGAGACUGCCCCUCCAUCUGAAGGAAAAGUUGACCAUCGCGAAGCUGGGGCCAGAAGAUUGUGUCCGAAGAGAGUGUGGAUUAAGGCUGAGGUUGCUGCAGUGAUGCGCUAUUUCAGCAAGCAAAUAAAAGAAGGAAAACUGGCCACCAAAGCUGAGUGCAGUCACUGCAAGGAGGUAGAGGGGCCCGUGUUGGCAGAGAGAACUGUCCAAAAUAUUAGGGACUUUGUCAGAAACAGAGGGAGGGCUGCAAAAAGGCAGCAACAAAAACUGUAAACUGUAAAAACUGUGUGUGGGGGUGAGGGGUCGGGGGGGUUUUUUGUUAGAAGCAGGAAAGCUAAUGGUUCUUGUGCAGUUAUGCCAAUAUACAGUUAAAAUAAUAUGAAGCUACAGUGAUCUCUUUUGUUAUAAUUUAUAAUUUUUUUUAAUGUUUUCGUUAUGCUGAUAUGUUAAACUUUCACGUCUUCACACACAAGCUGGGAACCCAGAGCAAUUCUCUUUUGUUUUAAUUUAUUUAUUUUUUGUUGAGGGCAACAAAAAGUUAGAAAAAAAAACUGUUAACCCACAAUGUGUGGGGGUGAGGGGUCUGGUUUUUUAGCUAAUGUAGCUAUAAAAAAAGUUGCCAAUAUACAGUUAAAAUAAGCUGUGAAGCUACAGUGAUCUCUUUUGUUUUAAUUAAUUUAUUUUUAUUUGUGGAUAUUCUGAUGUGUUAAUCUUGGAUGACAUAUUUUCAAAGUUGUGUGGAAUGACAGUUCUAACAUUUACAAUUUAAAUGCAAUAGUUUAAAAUGUCAAGACUCAA
Molecule: messenger RNA, 4955 nt
Organism: Scophthalmus maximus (turbot)
Lineage: Eukaryota; Metazoa; Chordata; Actinopteri; Pleuronectiformes; Scophthalmidae
Exons: 19
Coding region: 459-4430 (1323 amino acids)
Biological process (GO): DNA recombination; DNA integration
Molecular function (GO): protein binding; DNA binding
Source: RefSeq, a predicted model, not a curated record